AUAGACCAGCCAAAAGGUCUUUGCUAAUAACCCUUACAACUCAAUUGGAUCAUGAUGAUGAGCAUUAUGAGCUCUUGUUGCUCCUCUAUAAAUUACAGUACUCUAUUUAGAUCCUCAAUGAUCAAACAAACCACCAGCAUAGCCUGUUUUCCUCCUCUCUUUUGUCAUCCCAAAGCCAAGAGGUACUGGUUCAUCAAAAGUCGGUAUAAGAGUGCCAUGGGAGAUGAUGAAACUCAAAGCUUUCAGAAUCCUAGAUAUGUGAUCAAGAAGGUGCUCGCAAGGCCCCAACAUGAGGGCAAUGGAGCCAUUGUUAGGAGGAGCAUUGGAAGGGGAGAACUAAAAAACUUGGAUCCAUUUCUAAUGCUGGAUGAGUUUUCAGUAUCUGCACCAGCUGGGUUUCCUGAUCAUCCUCAUAGAGGUUUUGAGACCGUCACUUAUAUGCUGGAGGGAGCCUUCACUCACCAGGAUUUUGCAGGGCAUAAAGGCACCAUCAGAGCUGGAGAUCUGCAGUGGAUGACUGCUGGUAAAGGAAUUAUUCACUCAGAAAUGCCUGCUGCGCCUGGAGAGAACAAAGGGUUGCAGCUAUGGAUCAAUCUCUCCUCCAAAAACAAAAUGAUGGAACCGAGAUACCAAGAGCUAAAAAGAGAAGACAUAAGCGAAGUGAAGCGAGAGGGCGUUACCGUCCGCAUCAUUGCCGGAGAAUCCUUCGGCGUCCAGUCGCCGGUCUACACCCAGACUCCGACAAUGUACCUCGAUUUCACCUUAAGCCCCGGAUCCCAAGUCCAGCAGCGGAUCCCGGAGUCAUGGAGCGCCUUCGUCUACAUCGUGGAAGGCGAGGGUGUGUUCGGGGAGCCGAGCGCGGCGGCGGCGGGGAGCCACCACGCGCUGGUGCUGAGCCCCGGCGACGGGGUGGAGGUGUGGAACAGGGCAGCGAAGCCGCUGAGGUUCGUACUCUUGGGCGGGCAGCCGUUGAUGGAACCUGUGGUGCAGUACGGACCGUUCGUGAUGAACACGCAGGCGGAGAUCGAGCAGGCGAUCGAGGACUUCAACUGCUGCAAGAAUGGGUUCGACAAGGGGAAGUUCUGGGCCUCUCUCAGGUGAAGUGUGAAGGCCCAAAUUGAAGUUUAAUGUUUCUUUUGAUGGGGCUGUUUGGGGAUGGUAUAAUUCAAACAUCAUACAUCAUGGCAUGUCGUGUCACGACACAAUUCUCCUCCGAAUUGGAUUGAUUGGAAUACUAACAAUAAAUAUAUUCAUCUUUUAUCAUCA
This is a messenger RNA of Zingiber officinale, 1266 nucleotides long. Its product is annotated as pirin-like protein. NCBI's taxonomy places the organism in Eukaryota, Viridiplantae, Streptophyta, Magnoliopsida, Zingiberales, Zingiberaceae. The transcript has 7 exons. The coding region runs from base 52 to 1101 and encodes 349 amino acids. The record is from RefSeq and is a predicted model, not a curated record.